This is a messenger RNA of Schistocerca gregaria, 2544 nucleotides long. RefSeq names its product myrosinase 1-like. The record is from RefSeq and is a predicted model, not a curated record. NCBI's taxonomy places the organism in Eukaryota, Metazoa, Arthropoda, Insecta, Orthoptera, Acrididae. Bases 3 to 1541 code for a protein of 512 amino acids. The transcript has 11 exons. Gene Ontology annotation, molecular function: beta-glucosidase activity. Gene Ontology annotation, biological process: carbohydrate metabolic process.
UCAUGUUAUCCAAAGGAGUAAUGUUGCUGCUAACUGCAUGCCUGGCCUUUGUGGCAGAAAGCUCGCUGGGGGCAGCGACAGCUGGCACCCACCGCCCCCACCUCCGCCUCCCACGUGCGGUGGCCGUCAAUCAGUUCCCUGAGGGCUUCAUGCUGGGGGCGGCCACAGCCUCCUACCAGAUCGAGGGCGGCUGGGACGCCGACGGCAAGGGGGAGAAUAUAUGGGAUCGGAUGUUGCACGAACAUCCGGAAUAUGGCACCAACGGCGACAACGGGGAUGUGGCCUGCGACUCAUACCACAAGUACGCGGAAGACGUACAGGCUCUGAAGAAUUUGAAUGCAAAUGUGUAUCGUUUCUCUAUUUCUUGGGCUCGAAUUUUGCCAACUGGCGAUACAGAUGUGAUUAAUCAGGCAGGUCUCGAUUACUACAACAGCCUCAUCGAUCUGCUUCUGGAAAAUGGGAUCCAACCGCUGGUGACGAUGUACCACUGGGAUCUUCCUCAAGCGCUGCAGUACAUUGGUGGAUGGCCAAAUCCAAUUCUGGCAGACUACUUCGUCGAGUACGCAAGAGUGCUCUUCGAGAACUUUGGCGAUAGGGUGAAAUUCUGGAUAACUUUCAACGAGCCUGCAGCGGUAGUGAGCGGCUACGCGUCCGUUGGGCGGGCAGCACCCAGUCUACCGGCUCCUGGCAUCGGAGACUACUUGGCCGCCCACACCAUCAUCAAGGCGCAUGCGCGGGUCUACCAUUUGUACCAGGAGCAGUACAAGGCGUCGCAGCAAGGUUACGUGGGCAUCACACUGAAUAGUGCUUGGAACGAACCAGCCACCAACUCAACUGAAGACAUCGAAGCAGCAGAACGUGCUCGUCAGUUCGAGGUUGGAAUCUACGCGCACCCCAUCUUCAGCGAGGAAGGCGACUACCCCCCGGUGAUGCGGGAAAGGGUGGACGCCAGCAGUGCAGCAGAGGGAAGACCACGCUCCCGGCUGCCAUCCUUCACCAGCGAGGAAGUCGCCUACAUCAGGGGGACGUCGGAUUUCUUCGGCGUCAAUCAUUAUUCUUCGGUACUGUCGACGUCAGGUGAGACUGGAACCAUCCCAUCUAAGGAACACGACGCUGGCGUCAUCAACUACAGCUUUGACUCUUAUCCUCAAGCGGCGAGUAGCUGGCUGCAGGUAAUCCCAUGGGGAUUCCGUAAACUUCUGAACUGGAUUGCUGCUGAGUACCCGGAAUACCCCAUAAUCGUGACAGAGAACGGCUACUCGGACUGGGGCGAACUGGAUGACAAAAAUCGCACGGAUUACUACACGAGCUACUUAGCAGAAAUGCUUAAAGCAAUCAACAUUGAUGGCAACAACGUGAUUGGUUACACGGCUUGGAGUCUUCUUGACAACCUCGAGUGGAACGACGGCUUUACCGUCAAAUUCGGCCUGUAUCAGGUUGACUUCAACGAUCCCGAAAGGCCCAGGACGGCGAAGGAUUCAGUGCAGACAAUGGCUCAGAUAUACGCUAGCAAAGAAUUGCCUAUAGAAUACUUCGAGUGAUAACAACUUUCAUGGUUUAUGUAGAAAGACAUCUUUGUCCAGCAAUAAUGAAUAAUGUAUAUACGGUUUUCUUCUAUAUGUGACUACAAACAUUACAUAUUUUCAACAUAAAAGAAUGUUGCCGGCUGUUCUUUUACCUGUCUUAUCGUCUAUAAUUUUUUAUGGCAUGUUUUCAGAGUUGCUUCAGCAACGAAUGCAUCAUAUGUAUGAGUGCACGCUUAAUGUUCUAUGAGACUUACUGUUGUAAUUGUCCAUUGAUUUGAAAAUGCAGCUGAAAUAACUUAAGAUCUACUGCCCUUAAGGCUAAAGUCGAUAUAUCGCAGCCUGUAGUGUGAAGUCUCAGACACUGUGGCGUACGUGGCAUGUUACAUCAUUAAGAAAUUUGAGGUAUGCACGAAGAGAUUUCAGAAAGUAAGUUACAAGUGAUUAUGAGAGGGCAGAUAGCCUUUAUUAACUAUUGCACCACACUUUAAGCUGUGUAAUACAGUUCAGCAUUGUCAUCGAGUUACUGCGAACAACAGUCGGAACAUUCUAACAUUGGUUACUAUUUCUUGACGACGGAAAUCCGAUCUUUGGUCACGGAGCCACUUGAGGACCACUGUGUGAGCGUUCUCGUCGCUGAAAAACCUCUUUCUCCAAACCCUGCGUAUUUCUGCUUUGGAAUACGCGUACAGUUCCUCCACCAUUUCAAUACAGACUGUGUAGGACCUGUUACCUAUAUUGAAGCAGUACUGUGUCUGCAGGAAAUCCAGAACACGUACUCUUUUCUGACAAGAGCCACUCCUGUUACGCAAUGAUCGUAACGUUAGACGACAAGUGAAACUUACUUCCUGAAGGCCCGUCGUACCUUAUGACAGCUGUAUCUUUACUGCAAAAACAUUCUCAGACCCGUUACUUAUGAAUAGAAAAAUAUGAACCAUAAAGCAGCAGCUUGUCUCGAAUCACCAAAUCCAAUAUUGUAAGCAAACGUUUGUUGCUUGUGAUAUAAAGAAACACAAAAUUU